UGAAUGCUGAUGAUGAAUGAUGAUGAUCAAGGUUUUGUAUAAAAAAAUUUUCUUCUGGUUUUUCUUCCUGAAUUACAAUUCAAAUAUAGCAAUGCAAUAGGAUUAAAUGGAUGGCAUUUUCAUUUUUCGAAUGAUAUCGAUAGGAUAUAGUAAUGAGAAAAGAAAUCAUGUUUGUCAUUAACAAUAAAUUUCGUUCCAUUGUUCUGAUGGUUAUACUAUUGUCAUCAUUGUUUGAUGCUGCACGUACUGGAACAAAAUCUUCACAACAACAAAAACGUGCUCCACAAUCCGAUGGGCAACGAAUUUCACAGAUUCGUAUGAAUGGUACCACCACGGAUUCUGAUUAUGAUUUUACCGGUAAAGUUGUACUUAUAACUGGUUCAUCCGGUGGUCUUGGCGCUCAUAUAGCACGUGAAUUUUGUAAACGUGGAUCAAAUGUCGUAAUAAAUGGACGUCGACAAUCAAGUUUACAGUCAAUGUUACAGGAAUGUCAAAUGUUAUCACCAAAUCAAGCGGAAAUGUUAGCCUAUAUAGCUGAUGUUACCGUAAAAGAACAACUUAAAUCAAUGGUAGAUGCAACAAUUGAUAAAUUUGGUAAAAUUGACAUACUCGUCAAUAAUGCUGGUGGUGGAGCAUUUGGUUCGAUUUUUGAUGAAGAUUUGGACGAUAAAGUACAUCGAAUGAUGGAUUUGAAUUUACAUUCUGUAGUGAGAUUGACACAAUAUGCUGCACCACAUUUAGAACGAACCAAAGGUAACAUUGUUACUAUAUCGUCGAUUUUGGGCCAACAACCGAAUCAACAUUUUAUGCCAUAUUGUGUGGCCAAAGCAGCUGUUGAUAUGUUCUGCAAAUCCAUUGCUAUCGAAUUAGGACCUAAAGGUGUACGAGUUAAUUAUGUUAGCCCAACAGCGAUGCGAACAAAUUUCCAACAAGCAAGCGGUGCUGGUGAAGUCCUGAAAGGUGUAUUAUCACAUUUGGAACAGACAAUUCCAAUGCGACGAAUUGGCCAAAUUGAAGAUGUUGGUAACGCUGUCCUGUUUUUAGCAUCGGAUAAAAGUUCAUUCAUUACCGGUGCAAAUAUUGUUAUCGAUGGUGGUAAUAGUUUAAUUUAAUGUGUUUCAAUUCAAAUGAAAACAUUUGUCGAAUGAAAAUAAAUAAAUAAAAAUAAAACUGAAAACAAAAAUUUU
Dermatophagoides farinae (American house dust mite) is the source of this 1187-nucleotide messenger RNA. Its product is annotated as 7alpha-hydroxysteroid dehydrogenase. Gene Ontology annotation, molecular function: oxidoreductase activity. The record is from RefSeq and is a predicted model, not a curated record. Lineage: Eukaryota; Metazoa; Arthropoda; Arachnida; Sarcoptiformes; Pyroglyphidae.